Messenger RNA from Talaromyces marneffei, 1533 nucleotides. RefSeq lists its product as uncharacterized. The transcript has 2 exons. Lineage: Eukaryota; Fungi; Ascomycota; Eurotiomycetes; Eurotiales; Trichocomaceae. Gene Ontology annotation, molecular function: acid phosphatase activity. The record is from RefSeq and is a predicted model, not a curated record. The coding region runs from base 1 to 1533 and encodes 510 amino acids.
AUGAAACACCAAGACGAUGUAUUCGCUCUUGACAGCGACUCAGAUGAUGUUUACGAAGAAGUCAAACCACUUGUUAACGCAUACCCUACCUCGUCACGGGGCUGUAAGCCUCCGAGGAAGACCUUUGCGAUAGCGCUUCUUGUGUUUUUACUUCUGAGCUUCAUGAUAUCAUUCUCCUUGACCAAAAAAAUAGCAUCUGCUUACAUAAUUCCAAACAGCGAUGACAUAGAAAUAUCGCAUUACUGGGGCCAGUACUCGCCUUUCUUCUCACUCAGCGAUCAAUCAGAAAUCAACCCUGCAGUACCAUCAAAAUGCAACAUCACAUUCGUACAAGUUCUAUCUAGACAUGGCGCAAGAUACCCAACUGCUCACAAGAGUGCAAAGUAUGCCAGUCUUGUGAACAAGAUCCAACAGACAGCUACGGAGUACAAAACUCAUGUUUAUGCUCUGCUCAAAGAGUAUCGCUAUGAACUUGGAGCCGAUAAUUUGACGUCUUUUGGGGAGCAGGAGAUGUUUGAUAUGGGCACUACGUUCUAUGAUCGAUAUGGACAGUUGGCCAGGAAUACUGUUCCGUUUGUACGGGCAUCUGGCUCGGACCGCGUGAUUGCUUCGGGGGAGUUAUUCAGUAAGGGAUUUAACAAAGCGAAAACGUCCGACCAAGACUCGGACAAAUCACAACGGAAUAGUUCAGUCAAUCUGGUGAUUCCAGAAGGCCAUGUAUGGAACAAUACUCUUGACACUGGGACCUGCGAAACAUUCUCCAACGGCAGCCCAGUCCAGAAAAUUCGACAAGAAUUCCUCCACGUCUUCGGACCAUCGAUACUACAGCGGCUAGUCUCCAACAUGCCCAGCGUCAGUCUAGAACUCGACGACAUCCCUCUCCUCAUGGAUCUCUGCCCCUUUGAAACCGUCAACAGUCCAAACGGGACAUCCUCACCAUUAUGCAACCUCUUCAGUCCCCCCGAAUGGAAAUCGUACGAUUACUACAACACUCUAGAAAAAUACUACGCCUUCGGCGCCGGAAAUUCCCUGGGAUCAACCCGUGGAGUCGGCUACGUCAACGAGCUAAUUUCUCGAAUGACCAAAUCCUUGCCUGUCAACGACCAUACAAGCGUCAACCACACCCUCGACUCUGAUCCAGCCACAUUCCCGCUUGAUACUGCCCUGUACGCUGAUUUCAGCCAUGAUAAUGCAAUGAUGUCAAUCUUUGAUGCGUUUGGGUUGUAUAAUUCGACAAACCCGCUUUCAGCGAAGCGUGUGCAGUCUACAAACGAGACGCAGGGUUUUGCGGCGUCGUGGAUAGUCCCUUUUGCGGCGAGGGCGUAUUUUGAGGUCAUGCGUUGUUCGGUUGAUGACCAUGAGGGAAAGGAAGAGGAUCUUGUGAGGGUUCUGAUCAAUGAUCGAGUUGUGCCGCUUCAUGGGUGCGAUGUUGAUGCUUUUGGGAGGUGUGCAUUGGAGGAUUGGAUUGAUGGGCUUGAUUUUGCAAGGAAUGGGGGUCGAUGGGAGGAUUACUGUCCGAGACCAAGCGAUUGA